Molecule: messenger RNA, 844 nt
Organism: Dimorphilus gyrociliatus
Lineage: Eukaryota; Metazoa; Annelida; Polychaeta; Dinophilidae
Source: the annotation of a GenBank genome assembly
AUUUCAGUCAUGUGAUAUCUUGCAAUGCUUUUACUUACGAGAAAUGAACCUGUUUGAUAAAGUGAAAGAUAGGCUUCUAAAUGUUAAAUAUGAAUUAUCAGCUAGUCACCUAGACCUAAAUUCGACUAAAGAUCGCACGUUCUUUUCGACUGGUCAAAAGACUAUCAAUUACAAUGCUGGAGCUGAUCUAUUCGAACGCUAUCACAACGACUGGGAAGCAAUUCAUAAACGAACCGAAGAAAGCGUUCGGUCAGCUGAGACGAUAGAAAAGCAAAUAAACCAAGUUUGCGAUAUUGUUAAACUUGAAUAUACAGCUGUAGACAAUCUAUAUACUGAAUUAAACGUUUUGCCUGAACUGAAUGAACAAUUAUCCGCAAGUGUUGACCUUGCAAAAAGCUUAUGCAUAACGCUUCGAUCUGUAGAAGCUUCUUUAAAUAAAUUAGAAAAUAUCUGCGAGGAAGAGGAAUUGAUGAAAAAUAAACAGCUGCACAGACAAAGAUUGGAUUCAUAUAAACGUAAAAAAUACCAGCAGUUAGAGCGGUCCAAGUCAAUGUUGGCAACGAGACACGCAAAAAUCGUCAAAGAACACGAAAAGCGUCAAAUGAAAGUAUUGAAAGAACGACAGGAAGAGUACGGCUUAGCUUUUGAGGAGCAAAUACGCCAAUAUCAACAGUACGGAAACGCGUAUGAAACGUCAUUGUCUGGACAUCAAUUGACAGUGGACGUUGGGGAUAUUUGUCCGGAAGAUGAUACAGAAGCACUUAAUGAAUUCCUAGCAUCAACAGAAGAACAAGCCUCAACAAUAGUCUCAGAAGAGAAAUUAGAAAGCGAUGAUGAUACUUGA